AUGGCAGCUGUAGAAAUCCCUUCGCCAAUCUCUGUGCAAAACAUCAAAUUGCAAGACACAGUCCAGGAUUCUAUACAUAUUUCAGAACCUGUUGAAACCGGUUCGACCGUCGACGAUGACAAAGAUGCCUCUACUUUCACCGAUGAUGUGGGAGGUGUGCCUUCCACGACAGCGACAUCAGAAGAGUCUCAUGAAGCUGGCAAAACUGCUAGCACCAAUGCAGGCCAUCCUUCCCCUGAGACCGAGAUUCUCAAAGAGAAGCACAGAGAGAGAAUUCUCAUGGAACGUCUCGGUUCUGCUAUAAACAAAGCGAUCGCAACCAAUUCAGAAGACGCCACUGGCUUAAAUGUAGUGACAGGCAAGAGAAGUGAGCAACGCUAUAUCAAAGUAAGGUUCGGUGAUUCCGAACUUCUCGUCGUGCCAUGGACAGCAUGCCACUCUUGGCGAGCCAUGGAAGCACUUCUAAUGGAAUGGUAUCGCGAAGAUGAAGACACUUUGCGUGACAUCAGUAAUGGCGACAUCACCAUCUUCCAUAGAGUCAAUGGCUAUAUACAUCCGCAAACAUGGGAAGAGGUUAUCGAACAUGAUUCUCAAAUUGAUUUUUGGACUCACUCUGCGUAUGACUCGGACGGCUCGGACGAUUCAGACGAGCCAGAAAGCAAAGAAUACGAAAGCAGUGUGCAGUAUGUUGUCAACUUCCGACGAAGUGAGGCCGACGGCAAAGAGUACUUGAUUGCAACGAACACAUCCAAAGAACCUGUGGAGUUCGAGGUUGCAGAUAGUAAUGACAGACUACCUGCAUUACAAGAGAUCAAGAAUAUUUUGUCACCACAUUAUCAGAACACAACAACAACCGGGGACAUGACCGAUGGUAAGAAGACGAAGCUUGGAACCCAUGAUCGAGUCACCAGCACAAGCCUGAGGAUUAACUCUCAGUAUCUUCUCAACAUCCUCAAAUCUGCGAUCUCGUAUACGGAGAUGUCAGAUGAGCGGGACACCGAUCUAGUUACUGGGCUGUUCUAUUAUCCCUACCCAGAGCUCUUUCAUCACCUUCCAGACUUGCUCGAAUACCGGAAUGGAAAUACAGCUCUCCGUAACAAACACACAACUCUUUUCAACGAGAAGUUCGACGAGCACCUGAAUCUCCUGGAUGAUUACCUAAAUUCGAAGUCUGGGGUGCCGACAAAGGAGUUCAAAGCGCGUCUUGAAAGAAAAGUACCCACUGUCACGUUUGCCACGUAUUGGUUGCUGCUCAAGCCAGGAAGCCAGGUGUACGUUAGAGAUAAUGACGGAUCCCUCAAUGCAUAUAUACUAGAUGCGGUGGAAGGGGGUCCGUCUGAGCGUGCAGGAGAGAAGAUGAAUCGCAAUUAUAAGAUAAUUGUCUGGAACUUGGUGCUUGUGGGAAAAACCAUAUCGCCUGAUUACCGCACUGUCGAAGUCAAUGUCUUUGACAAUGAACGAGAUAUCGCCAGCCUCAAGGUUAUUCCUGCUCGCUUCAUUGACGAGAAUGACAAUGGCGAAUCUGAGAAGAGACUUGUUGAGCGUGGGAAACGCUACUUUGCUUACUCCAAAGCACCGGCGUUCCUGCAGUAUACGGGCAAAGGCCUAAAGGCUGGGAACAAGAUGUACAAACGUGCUCGUGUUGUCGUCGAACAUGACUCGUCGCCCUGGUCAAACGAGGGAUUCGAGAAGAUUGACCAUCAUUGGCCUGCAACAUACCCCAAUGGAGUUCGCGAGGCGACCCGCAUGGCGCGCUGCGAGUGCAAGGAUUGCCGAGUGUCCUUUGACUUACAAGAGACGUACGAUAAGAAACGAUUCAGCGAUUACCUCGAUAUCGUACCCGAUGAGAUCGAAGCGCUUGAGCGCCAACAAUAUAAAGUGAUGUCCUCUCACAUGUUUGCCUUUGUGUUAAAAGAUCGAGCAUACGAUCUAUUGGACGUUGAAGGCCUCGAACCAGCGAGCAUGGCUGAAGGCGCUAUCAGUAGCCUCGUAAUGGACGAUAACAACAAGGAGAUGAUCAAAGCCAUAGCUCGAACUUACACGGAUAGUGACCAGUCUUCAAGGUUCAGUGCAGACUUCAUUCAUGGUAAAGGCGAAGGCCAGAUCAUCCUGCUGCAUGGCCCUCCCGGUACCGGGAAGACGCUCACAGCUGAAUCCGUUGCUGAGUACACUAAACGUCCUUUGCUCAGCAUUACCGCAGCCGAUCUCGGUCACGAGCCCGAAGCGUUAGAGACGAGCCUCUUACGCUACUUCAAGAGGGCUAGCGACUGGGAUGCUAUAGUUCUGCUUGACGAGGCAGAUGUAUACCUUGAGCAGCGCACAACUCAUGAUUUGAAGCGCAACAGUAUUGUAUCUGUCUUUCUAAGGGCGUUGGACUAUUUCCAGGGCAUACUCUUCCUGACCACAAACCGUGUGGGGCACUUCGACGAAGCUUUCAUGUCACGCAUUCAUCUGUCGCUCGGAUACGAACCGCUCAGCGACAACGCACGGGACAAGAUAUGGGACAAUCUUUUCAAGAAGCUACAGCAGGAUCACAAACGUGGUGGACCUGAGAUCACCUAUGAGUAUGACGCCAAGAGAUAUGUCCAAAGUCGCGACGUUCAGGCUCUGGAAUGGAAUGGUAGAGAGAUUCGAAACGCCUUCCAAACCGCUGUGGCGUUGGCUGUGUUUGAUGCCAAGUACAAAACAAGCGGCAAAGUGCCAGAAGUAACAGAAGCCCACCUCAAGCAGGUUGUUUCGAUGUCUUCGGCGUUCCGAAAAUAUAUGACGGCAACGCAUAGCGGUAUGGAUGCCUCGUCCUGGGCGCAUAAGCAUGGUAAUCGCGAAGACAAGUAUCCGAGCACGCCGGGGAAGUAG
Messenger RNA from Alternaria burnsii, 2856 nucleotides. RefSeq names its product p-loop containing nucleoside triphosphate hydrolase protein. The transcript is spliced from 8 exons. Lineage: Eukaryota; Fungi; Ascomycota; Dothideomycetes; Pleosporales; Pleosporaceae. Bases 1 to 2856 code for a protein of 951 amino acids. The record is from RefSeq and is a predicted model, not a curated record. Gene Ontology annotation, molecular function: ATP hydrolysis activity; ATP binding.